GGAAAGAACAAAAUGAGAGAUUAAAAAGUGAACUUGGAGGACUGAAAGAAUUUACAACAUUAGAAAGACAGAUUUUUUCAGCUGAAAGUCAACUAUCUAAAGAUUUGGAAGCUUCCAGAAAUGAAGUUGUGAUGUUGAGAGAAAGACUUUCAAAAGAUUCAAAUUCUAUUUCUAUUCACAAAAGCUUUGAUAAUAUUUCUUUUAAUGGAUGUAAUUCCUUUUAUUCUGAAGCUUUGAUACAUGACUAUGAAAAAACACAGAACUUUCAUGUUUCUAAUGUAGUUAAUGAUGCAUUUUCCAAUUCAAAAAAUAUUUCUACAAAUAUUAACUCUGAAGAAACAAAACAUUCUUCUGAAGACCAAAUUUCAAAUUAUUUGGUAGACAUGCAUAGCAUGAAGAGCCUAAGCUCUCUUGCAGAAAAUGAUGCUAAAGAUGCAAGCAGUUUUAUUUGUGUCUGUGCUAAGCAGAAAACUACAACUUUUAUACCUACUGAUUUACCUAAAUUAAACAUUUCAUGUCAGACAGAAAUUUAUGAAGAUGUAGAAGAUGGACAUUCUGUGAAUUUUGAGGUAGCUGUUUUUGUGAAUGAAAUGACAGAAUUAGCAGCACAUUUAUCAGAAAUAGUAGAAAAAAUCACUCAUUUUCGAUUCUCGGAAAAUAUUGAUGAGAUUUAUGAAGAAAAAGAUUCAACCCUUAAUUCUGUUAGGAAGAAAAUUCAUGUUAUGAAGGAACAACUGACUAUACUUGAUUCUGAUAUUAGGUUAAAAGCUGAAUCUUUUGAUUACUUAAAUAAUACUUUCAAACCCAAGAUGACUGAAGUUCUGUCAAUGCAAACACAACUUGUUGAAACCCAAACAGUUUUGAAAGAAAAGGAAUGCCUUUUACUUGAUAUGCAAAAUGAUUUAUAUAGUCUCAGGCAGAAAAUGAGUUUGUUGAAGUCAAUGUAUAAGCAUACAUUAUCUCCAAAUCCGGAUUCUGAAGCUGAAUCUGUUCAUGAAGAAAAGGAAUGUAUCUCUGAUAAAACUUCGUUAAGUCGUAUACAUGAUAUAGCAACUAUGGAAAGAAUACUUUUAGAAUUAGAAUCAUAUUUUAUUAGAAAUAAUGCUACAGUUUCUGAGUUAUCUUCUAAGUUAAUAGAAGCUGAAGCAGAGGUUUCCAUUCUUCAAGCCAUGACUAGUGAGUUUCAAAAUGUAGAAAUCUUGAAAUUCAAUAGAUACACACAGACAUCUGAAAACUACCAAAUAGAAAAUCAUGCAGAGCUUAACAGAUUUAAAUCUAAAGCAGAAACAUUUGAAAAUGAGGUUAUAUGUUUACAAACUGAAAUUAAAAUAUUGAAUGACGCAAAACUAGCUUUGGAGCAGGAACUUGAAGAUGCCAAAUUGCUUUAUAGUAGUCAGGUUAAUUCUCUGCAAUCUGAGUAUGAAAUUCACAAAAAUAUCUGGCAUUCUAAAACUGCUGAAUUUGUGAAAAGUUUGGAGGAUGAACACAGACAAGAGAUAGCUGAUAUUGAAAAUAAAUGUUCUAAUUAUAUUAGUGAAAAAACUAAAGAACUGAAAAAACAAGUAAUCUUGCUAGAAUCUGAAAAAGAGGAAUUAAAAAAGAUGUUGAAUAAUUUGAAAACAGUUUUUGAAGAUCAGGUAUCUAUGCUUAAAAUAGAUAAAGAAAAAAAUAUGGUAGAUUUUCAAGCAAGAUUGUCAAAUGAAAUAACUGAAAAAGAAAAUCUGAAGCAUCAAAUCAGUGAAAAAGAAAAUAAGCUUAAUCUAUUACGAAUAAAAUGUCAAAAUGCAGAUGAUUUAAAUGCCCAAUUAACUCAAAAAUUAAAUCAAGACACCAAUGAAAUCCAAAAAUUGAAGGAAAUUCUUUCAAAUAUGAUGAAAAGUCAUUCAGACGAACCAAGAAGUUUGUUACAUACACAAACAAAGGAAAAUAAAACAAGUGCAUGUGAAAACUGUAACAUCCUUUCACAACAGACACCUACAUCUGAAUCAGAUCUAAAUAAAAAAAAUGCCAAGAUAAAUUUAUUGCAGACUGACAAUAGGAAUUUGAUGCGGGAAUUGGAGAUUUUAAAAAAAGAAGUUACAGCAAAAACUGCUUUAUUACGUAUUUGUAAAUGCAACAACAUUCCCAAAAUAAAAGGAUCUGAACCUUCUAGGAUGGAAAGUUCUUCAAAGAUUCAUAUCUCAGGCAAAAUAUCAGACUCCAAUUCUGAAAGGAGAAAAAUAAGACAACAAUCAUCAGAACUGAGUAAUUCUGCAUCUAUGCUCGAUACUAAGGCUGUGCUAAAUCAAGAUUUUGUUCAAAAAGCAAUAGCAGAUGCACGAGAAGAAGAACGCGCAUUGCUAACAGGUGGGGGUAGUGGUGAAGCCAAUAUUUUAAAAGCAUAUUGGUUAGAAAGAGAACUUCAUAAGAAAGAUAAGAAAAUCAAAGAACUAGAAGAGAAGCUUUCCAGACCCUAUUAUAAUCCUCGUCGUACCUCUCCAGAUAAAUUUAAAAAAACCAAGAAUCCAUUUGGCCUUUCUGAAGAUGCUGAAAAUGUGACUGCAUGCCCAGAAUUUAUAUACUUUAAAGAUGCCAUUCCAGCAGCUCCUCGAAAAGGUGCCAUUCCCGUGCCUCCUCAAAAAAUUCUUUGUGAGAAAAACGGACAGUUUAAUAUUAAGUCACCUAAAUUUAAAAUAGAAAUUCCUGAGAUGCAAUCUACUUCUGAAACUAAAGGAAAGCUGACAAAAGGAAAAAAAUCAGAAAAUUUGAUUUCUGAUGAACCUGGUUGUAAACAACAAUAGUUUACUUGAAUUUUGUAUUUGUGUAUAUACAUAUUUUUAUAUUUAUUUAUGCAAAUUUUUAUGACUAAAUGAAUAAAAUGUUUUAUAUAA
Messenger RNA from Stegodyphus dumicola, 2870 nucleotides. RefSeq lists its product as uncharacterized. Gene Ontology annotation, biological process: mitotic cell cycle; microtubule-based movement. Lineage: Eukaryota; Metazoa; Arthropoda; Arachnida; Araneae; Eresidae. Gene Ontology annotation, molecular function: microtubule binding; ATP binding; microtubule motor activity. Gene Ontology annotation, cellular component: microtubule. The record is from RefSeq and is a predicted model, not a curated record.